Diversispora eburnea is the source of this 204-nucleotide messenger RNA. NCBI's taxonomy places the organism in Eukaryota, Fungi, Glomeromycota, Glomeromycetes, Diversisporales, Diversisporaceae. The record is from the annotation of a GenBank genome assembly.
AUGUCCUCUGGCAUUCCAUCUAAUCGAAGGCAAACUUUAUAUAGCUAUAAAUCUGUUCUUCUCAGGUGGGAUACUUUGACUGAUGAAGAAAAAGAUACGACGUAUCCACCAAUUGCUCCGAGUUUCAUCGUCGAAUUGCGAUUCCACCCAGAAUGUUCACAAAAAAAUGUUAAAAUGGAUAGAAGUGGGGGUAGAGGAAAGUAA